AUGGGUGGCUUCAAUCUUGAAGUGUUCGAUGCGAAGGAGCCAACUCGUUCCAUCAUUACUCUGGAUAACCUGACCGGUGAUGAGACAAUCUUAGCUAUAAAGAAGAGAAUCGCUCAGAAAAAGCUUGCACUGACCGUCGAGCGACAGUCGUUGCGUGUUGAGCCGAAAGGUAAAGCGGUCGCAGACGAGAAAAGAAUCAGCGAACUCGGUUUGGCUGCUCAAAAUGCGCAACUUUUUGUUAGAGAUCUCGGGCCACAGGUCCCCUGGAAGACGGUGAUUUUCAGAACUUUUUUCUCUCUUUCUACCUUUUUUUCUAUUCACUUCCCAACAGUGGAUUUUUUG
Ostertagia ostertagi is the source of this 342-nucleotide messenger RNA. The record is from the annotation of a GenBank genome assembly. NCBI's taxonomy places the organism in Eukaryota, Metazoa, Nematoda, Chromadorea, Rhabditida, Trichostrongylidae.